AACACAUUGUUUCCCAACCCGAAAUCUAUCCUCUCCCUAAUUGAUCCAAGCAUGAUCCACCAUGUUUGGUUCGAUAUCGUUUGUUAAAUUCAGGACCGAAUCAGGGUUGGAGAGUAGGAAGAAUAAAGGAAAUUUGAAAACCAAAAGUCAUUUAGAAAUGUAAUUUUAUUGUUUCUAAAUUUUUUUUCUUCCUCAUUUUCUUCUAUAUCUUAAGAAAAUCUAGGGAUAGCAAUGGGUCAGGUCGGGAACGGGUAGUGUAUAUCCUUUAUCUUAUCCAAAGUAGUUCGGAUUUUACCCAUAUCCAUACCCACAUGAGAAACAGGUAAAAAAUCCAAACCGUCCCCAUACCCGUUCGGGUUUCGGGUAUCCACGGUUAUCCAUGGUAAUAGUUUCUCUUUAUAACUCCAACCAAUAUGUUAAUAUUCACACGUAUUCUCACGUUAAGUAAGACGAAAAGUACGACAAUAAUUCAUUAUAAUGAAGAAAAUUAAUUAAAACAACACAAUUUUAUAGAAAUAUUAUAUUUAUAUGCUAAAUAUAAAAUAUGUUAGAGAAAAAAUUGAUUAUUUAUAGACAAAAUACAUAUGCAUGUGAAUAAUCGGGCGGGUUCGGCUUGGAUAGUGAGAAAACCAUGCCCACCGAAUUCUCGCAAUGUUCGGAUUCGGGUUUUACCCGUACCCACUAAAAAAUUUUCGGGUUCGGAUUUUACCCUACCCGAUCAGGUCAAAUUCGGGCGGAUAUCCACGGUUACAUAUAUUUUUGCCGUAAGGAAAUCUACAAGAUUGAAUUAUUUUCCUCCAAUUCGAUUCACCAAAUAUUAACUCACUCCGCUUUGGUUUUGUUAGUAGGGGUGGCUAUACGGUCCGGUCCGGUUAAAUUGGACCAAAUUGAUCCGGUCCCAGUCCGGUCUUUUCGGGAAUAUAAGGACCAAAGAUUGGAUUGGAUACAGUCCGAUCUUGACCCGAUCCGGUCCCAAUUUGAUCUUGAUUUUAUAUUGAGCUUGUGGGGAUUUGAGUGUUGGGGUCUCUUAUCCGGUCUUUAUAUGAGUUUUUUUACCUCAAAUCUAAGCCCGAAUAUGAGUUUGGAUUGUAUGCUAUCCGAUCCUAUUCCGUUUCCGGUCCGGGUUAUACGGUCCAGUUUUGGGUAAAACCAAAUAGUCCGGACCAAAUAGCCAGCCCUAUUUGUUAGGAUCCGAUUACUGGCCACACGCCACGUGCCACAUGGCGACACCAUGUUGAAAUCCGGGUUUGAAUCUCUGUCAGGCGGGUUAUCGGCACGUGAUCCGGGUUAUCCUCCAGAAUCAGAUGCGCACUUUUCCUCUUUUUUUAAACCAGAAAUGCUCUGAUGGUUCCCUUUGCGUUGCGUGAAAGAUUUGUGCAUUCUUAAAUCCAUCCCCCAAUCUCCCCCGACCAGACGAUUGUUUCCUCUCCAUUUCUGCCAAUUUGCAAUCGCUAAACAGUUAAUCGUUCUUAAUUCUUGUUGUUCAUCCGCAAAAUUUCCAUCGAUUCUUCUGCUUUCCAGGUAGCCAGCUGGUUGUUGCUGCUCCUUCCGCCCUUGUCCUCCCCGCAGAUCAAAUCACAUCCGCUACUUCAGGCCUUUGGCAUCGGCAUCGUCUUCUUCUGCUGCUGCUGCUGCUGCCUCCUUCGGUGUUUACUGUUUCCGCAGCACGCAGCGAUCGGGCGACUUGCCACUUGUGAUUGGGUGCAAGUUGUAAUAGAAGCUUUGACGGUGAGUGGGUUUUCGUCUAUUGGGCUCUUCCUUCCUCUUUAAGAUCCAGAACUUUGGGGGGUCAUUGGAAUUUGCUUUAACCCAUUACCUCGAGGUGUUUAAUUUCAUUUCCUGGUAAUUCUGCGUUCAUAGGUGACAUUUUGUCAUUCAAUUCUAUAUGGGUUUGCUUGGUUUCAAUGGUUUCCCAUGCUUGCUGAAUGUUGAUGGAUGAUGAUGAGGAUAGUGCAUUGUCGGAAAUUUGCUGGUGGGUGGUACUAAGAAUGAGCUGAAUUGACUUUGAAUUAUUUCUGUGCUUUAGCUUCAUGACAUCGUUAUCUUAAUUGUACAUUGCUCAAAUGUUCCCAUUAUCUGGGUAUUUGACUUGAUUCCCUUUUAUGUUCUCUGUGGAACUAUUCAUCCGGUUUGUAGAAAUUGUAUUGGAUGAUGAAUUGUUUCUUAGACAUGUUAUUAUCACAAACUGAACUUGAGCCCCUCUCAUAUACGUUGUUGUUUUUGAAGGUUCAUCUAGUGAAGAUUUGUUUUUGGAGAGCCAUUGAGUUCUCUAUAUGCCCUGAACCCCUACCACUUUCAUGAUUUUCAAUCUUUUGCAUUCUGCGCUCUUUCUAUUAAUAUUCUUUAAAAUCUCGGCUUCACAUGUAGAUCAAUGUAUUUUAAGUUCAUUAAAUGUUUAUGUAGGUUAAAUUGGCUCAUGGCAAAGAGUGGUAGAUCCCAACGUAGGGCUUCUUUCAGACAGUACAGGAUGGCUCCAUACCAGUUGUCGACUUGUGAUAGUCACAUUGGAGAUGAAUGCUGCCCAAACAAUAAGGGCUCCAAAGGAUUGUUCGAUAAGAAAGACUGGGAAGACGUGACUUGUUCUGUUUGUAUUGAGUUCCCACACAAUGCAGUUCUGCUGCUGUGCUCCUCUCACGACAAGGGUUGCCGUCCCUAUAUGUGUGGGACUAGCUUCCGUUACUCCAAUUGUCUGGACCAAUACAAGAAAGCAUACACGAAUGGUGAGGCCGAGAAGUGUGAGAUCUCGGAGCUUGCCUGCCCUCUUUGUAGGGGGAAAGUGAAAGGGUGGACUGUGGUGGAGCCUGCCCGUGAAUAUCUGAAUUCCAAGGAGAGAAGCUGUAUGCAGGAUGAUUGUUCUUUUGUUGGAACUUACAAGGAGUUGAGGAAGCACAUGAAGGGGGUUCACCCUUCUGCAACACCACGUGGAGUAGAUCCACAGCUGGAACAGAAGUGGCGAAGGCUGGAGAGGGAACGUGAGCACGAUGAUGUCAUCAGCACAAUAAGAUCUACGAUGCCCGGGUCAUUGGUUUUUGGGGAUUACGUGAUUGAGAGAAACCAUGGUGGUGAUUCAGAUGAUGAUGAAGAUGUGGGGUUUGAGAUUCAGGCUGCAAACAGGAGCAGAGGAGAAGGAUUUAUGGGUUUUGAUAGGAACCUGGCGAAUGUGUUCAUGAUGUUGCAUGCCUUUGGUUCAUCAGGUGAAGAGUUUAGCAGGAGGCUUCCACAGCGGGAGAUGCCAGAUCCCCACACCUCUCGAGUUGGUGGAUUGAUUUCCUUUGAUGAGGACAUUGACCAUCGUCAUGGCUACGAUGAGAUGGCAGACGAUGAUGGUGGUGGCAUGUCAUCAUUUGUUUCUCAUCGUUCAGGUAGACGACGUAGGCGUAGGGACAUGGACAGAGGUAGCAGAUGACAAGCCAUUUCAUGCCAUUGUAAGCAGGGAGAUCUUGCUGGUCAACAACAAACAUCAUUCUUUUUCAGGAACAGGGGGAUUGACAAUGAUCUCAUGGGAUUGUGUAUUUUCGCAUAUGUGCAUUUGUAAAAUUGUUACAUUUAGAGAACUUGGCUCGUGGGAGAUGGCUGCAUAAGGCUAUUUCUUCUGCUCUGUAUCUGUAGUUUCCUUGUUGAUAUUGUAAACUGAAGCUCAAGUUGCUGAUCAGCUCAGCAAUUGGCUUUUGUUACUAAUCGUACAUUGGUCAUGUACACAAGUUGGCCACUGGAAAUGGCUUAAUGAAGCUUCUAAUUUUCU
Molecule: messenger RNA, 3742 nt
Organism: Linum trigynum
Lineage: Eukaryota; Viridiplantae; Streptophyta; Magnoliopsida; Malpighiales; Linaceae
Source: the annotation of a GenBank genome assembly